Molecule: messenger RNA, 1752 nt
Organism: Arabidopsis lyrata subsp. lyrata
Lineage: Eukaryota; Viridiplantae; Streptophyta; Magnoliopsida; Brassicales; Brassicaceae
Product: probable receptor-like protein kinase At4g10390
Exons: 2
Coding region: 390-1418 (342 amino acids)
Biological process (GO): protein phosphorylation
Cellular component (GO): plasma membrane
Molecular function (GO): ATP binding; protein kinase activity
Source: RefSeq, a predicted model, not a curated record
AAAUGUGCUAAAUGUUUUGCUUAGCCCCAAAAAGUAAAGAGACAAAACUUGAAAGAAGAGUAGUAGUAGUUAGAACGUCAGAGAGCUAGCUACUUCGAAAGAAGGUUUCAUUCAACAUCGAAAAUGGCAGCUUUAUUAAUAAAUAAUCAGUCAAACUCUGCCUCCCAAUCCAAAGUCUAAACCUUUUCCUUCUUCCUUCAUUACAAAUCUAACAAUCACACAUUGUCUCGAAAUCCAUAACUUUCUUCGAUCCCCUUGUUCUUCCUUUGUCUGCAGUUACAUUUUUACAAAACUCUAACCAAACCCAUCUCCCAAAUCAAAGAAAGACUCAAUCUUUCUCUGUUCUGCUCUGUUCUGCUCUGUUCUGCUCUGUUUUGCUCUGUUUUGCAAUGGCUUGUUUCUUAAAUUGUGUUAGAUACGAUGUCUCCAAGACAAUCACCGACAAACCCACAAGUAAAGGAUCUGGUGUGACUUGUUACAGUAGCUGGGAUGAUGUUGAAACUCUUACUUCUAAUUUCUCUAGAUUGAUUGGUUCUGGUGGCUAUAGUAGUAUCUACAUGGCUCGCUUCUCUGGCUCUGAUAAAGCGGCUCUCAAGGUUCAUGUUAGUAGCCACCGUCUUUAUCAGGUCUUUAGACUUGAACUUGAUAUCUUGCUCCGUCUUCAACAUCCUAACAUUGUGAAGCUUCUCGGCUAUUUCGAUGAUUCAGAGGAAAAUGGUGCUCUUCUUCUUGAAUAUCUUCCUCAAGGAAAUCUACAAGAGAAGCUCCAAAGCAAUAGCAAGCAAGUCUUGCAAUGGAGGAACCGUGUAGCGAUUGCGUUACAGUUAGUUCAAGCUAUUGAACACAUUCACGAGAAAUGUACCCCGCAGAUCGUGCACGGGGACAUAAAAGCUUCCAAUGUACUCCUAGAUAAAAACUUUAAUUGUAAGCUAUGCGAUUUCGGGUCAGCUAAAGUUGGAUUCUCUUCGAUGGUUCAGCCUCCUACGAUGUCGCCUAGAUCCAGACAAGUGAGAAUGGUGGGAUCACCGGGUUAUACAGACCCUCACUACUUCAAAACCGGGAUUGCUUCGAAGAAGAUGGAUAUGUAUGGGUUUGGUGUCGUGGUUCUUGAGUUGGUUUCAGGAAAAGAAGCGUUUUCUGCUGAGAGAGGCGAGAUGUUGGUGCAUAUAGCUGCUCCACUUAUGAAUGAGAUUUUGGAUUCGAGUGUAGACAUCGCAGAAAACAAAGUGAGACAGUUCUUGGACCCGAGGUUGUUAAGUAACAGUCUUGAUAUUGAUGAGGUAAAGACAAUGCUGAAUAUUGCUGCGCUCUGUAUCAGUAGCAAACUAUCUCUAAGACCUUCCGCUACUCAAGUAGCGGAAACUCUAAUAAAGGAAAUCCCAUCUUUGAGUUUCAUCGGUUGUGGUAAAGGAGUUUGAGUUAUGGGGCAUCCACGGUUUUCGUUGUAGCGUGGUAGGAUUGCGUGAACAAGACUGUAAAGUUGGUGUGCAUUUAGGAGUUCCUUGGAAAACCAGCAAGAAGGAAAAACCAUGUAAAUAUUCUGUUUUUGUUUUGUGAAUAGCAGCAGGAAUAACAUUUUGUCUAAUUAUCAACAUUUCCUAGGAAAUGUUUUUUUGAUCCGUUGUUUGAUUGUUGUUUUGUCUAGAAAUCUUUGAGAGAAAGAGAACUUCUCUUCAUGUCCAUGUAAUGUAAAGUCAAGCUUAAAGUAGAAGCAUGACAUUGUGAAUGUGAAGCAAAGUUUAUGUGACUUUA